CGGCUCUGUUACUAACCAGGGAAAGAGCGAAUGCAGCACAGCCAGCUUUGCUUCGCUUACGGACGGACGGAAGGAAAAGAUGUUCUAGAGAAAACAAAGUGAACCAUUCGCGUGUCCAAUUGCUACCUUCCGGAGUGUAGGUCCCGUUGGCCGUCUCCGAUUCGUGGCGUGGUUGUGCUACCAAUCUAUGGCAAGACAGAGUUUCGUCCGUCUGGUCUGCGAACGUGUGCACAGAUGAUCGUCAUGAUCGGGCAUUUGGUGCAAAGGCUGUAGACAGCGGCGGGGGACUUGUUUUUGUUGCUCGUUUUGCAAUGUGCCACAAGGCAGCAUAAUAACGAUUUUCCACCGUCGUCGGGACUGCGUUGGACUGCAGAAACUAACGCACAGGUGGUGGUGGCGGUGGUGGUUCGAAGCGUAGUGCAGUGGGUGCAGAGUGGCGUGCUAGCAUCUUCCAAUGUGGCCAGCGAACGAACGAGACACGGUGGGUAAAUCGUCGAACAAACGUCGAAUGCACGGCCAGCAUCAUCGGAUGCAGCAGCAGCCUCUCGGUCUCAGGACCUCCGGAAGACAGCAACAUGCGAAGCAUUCUCCCGAGUGUGUACUUCUCCACGGGCUUUCUGCAUGCGUGCAGUGCCAUUCCGAUCCCGCACCGAUACUCAGGUCAACAUGAUGUAAUGAUCAUCGGGCUGCUGACCUGCCUCGGGAUCGGUUCCUUUAUGCUGGGUGUUUGUAUUUUUUGUAAAAAGAAAAGUGGCAAAUUCAAGAAAUUCAAAGAUGGGGACAUCAUACAGGAGGUGAUUUCAACUGAGUACCCCAUUCUGAAGGCGUUGAACGCGCUGGACUCAUCCGUGCCGUGUGCGGUCAUCCCUUCGAGCCCGAAUAAUCUGUCCACCGACAACCUUCUGGAUAAGAUCGAAACCUAUCAGAUCGAGGUAGAUCAUCGUCACGAUUCGUACUGUACGCGCCGCAGUGACCCACUGAGGUCCACGUACGAUGAGUUCGAUCCGAACGAUGAGCCGGACGAUGAGCGCAUGGAAGCGUCGUCCGCCGUGAUGGCCACGAUUGAACCACCGCUCGGUUGCGAGGAACCGUUGCGAUUUUCGGACGUUUUUGACGAUUCGACGGGACACGAAAAGUGUGCACUUUCGGUCGGUCCCGUUGCUCCGCUGCAGGCAUCGUCGGGCGAGGAAGACGACGAAUGUCCCGCGGCCGUCCGUUCGGAUGCGGAAGACGAAGACGAACGGCGGCCGCUCGUGAGCGAUGAGAGUAUCGAUGAGGCCGCGGCGACAACGACCGCAACGACCACGAUUACCGUUACGGCCACGACGAUGGCACAGUCGGCCGAUGCUAUCAGUAUUGAGGAAGCGCUCCGUGCCUUGGACAUAGCGAUCGAGGGCGAAGAGGACGAGGACGACGACGACGACGACGUAGAGGAGCACGAAGAAGGUCAAUCGACACCGUUGCGCGAUGUGAGCGGAGCCGAUUGUUCGUCUCCCUCGCUCUACUCUGAGCCCUCUCCGGUCGGAUCACCGGACCAUGGCGGCACACUGCACCAGGAUGUUGAGCGACGCGCCACCGAGCUAGUGGACGAUGUACUGUACCAGUGUCAGUAUCUGCUGCAGAUGAUGGACACUCACGGUAGCAACUUGUCUCCGCUGGAAGCGGACGAAUUCUCGCCCCACGGCUCGCAGGGAAACGUCUUCGAUGGUUGGGGCACGGGUCUGGAGCUGGGUGAAUGUGUCAGCUUUAGAAACGCUGACGAGGAUGGUGACGACGACGACGACGACUGGUGGAAGGAAACGAUGGAAGCGGAGGGAGAAGGUAGCUGGAAUCGUACGGGCAACGAUCCGUUCCAAAAUGACGGCACUUUCGAUCUACUCCGACAGCAGCUAACCCAACUGCUUCCCCAGGCCAAUGAUUUUUCCGGUGGCGCCAGCAAACUGAAUGCCGACGAUUUAACGACCGUUAGCCCGAAAGCGACCGACAAUGGAAGCGAGGGAUCAAAUGGAUUAUCGUCCGUUGAGGAAAACGAAAUCAUCAUCAACUACAACCGAUCGCUGUCGCCGAUUCUCGAGGAAAACGAAGACGAAUGUAGUCUGCCCGGUUCGACCAGUGUGGCGCAUUGUUCGAACUUGGUCGAAAGUACGAUCGUAAGCACCGAAGGACCGGUGGUAUGCGAAGCAACCGAGUCCGUGCCUGCCCUCGCCCGGCGCAGCUCUUUGACGGCCUCCAACGAUACGCUCUUCAACCUUGAGGACGUCCUCGAGGACCGUUGCCUGACGCCGCUCGAUGAUUCGGGCUUUCCAUCCAUCGGUACCGGAAGUCAUCACAGUCUGUCACCGCGCUCCGUCCUGCUGGAAACGGCGAGCCUGGCCAACUCCGGGCUGGACAAACUGUACACCUUCUCAUCGCGACUUUUGCCAACGGCACCCGUCACGUCGUCGGUCUCAUCGUUGCCGACAGCCAGCAGCGACGAUCAUCACCUCUUCGGGCACCUUCAUCAUCACGUGCUGCUGUCAUCGCUUUGCUUGCAAGAUCUGGACACCGGUGACAUGAUGGAGUCUCCAUCGCCACCACCACCACCGCCGCCCCUGCCGGUGUCCCUGGUCGCGGGUGGAUCCGUCGGCGGCAGCCCUAGUGGAGCGGCGGGCGGUGGGCCAGGUCUUUUGAUCGCUGAAAACAAGCAAGAAACGCUUCCCUCAUCGGCCUAAUCGGCCACAAUCGGCCUCACCGGUUAAUGGCGAUGUUCCGGGCGGUAUUAUUUUUCCCCUUUUCUCUCUCUCCCUCUCACUUUAUUUAAUUCGUUUUUUAGAUCUGAGGUUAUAUUAUGAUGCGCUGCGCUUCGGUUCCCUUCUCACACGGAACGAUCGCGGGCGAAACUCCUACGAAUCAUUUCACAACGAAAAGUGUGUGUGUGUGCAAGUUUAGCUCGUUUACCGUAGAGUACUCUGUAACAGUGUGUGUCGUUUCGUGUAGCUGAGGCUGCACUUUUCUGUAUCGGUGUGGCAACCGUUAGUGGAUGUUUAAUGAUGGUCUCCCGCUUGCGAUCGCUACUCAUCGCAUCACAAUCCCAUACACAUCACAUACAUCACACACACAACACACACACUUUCCGGAUCUCUGAUCUCCAGCGGAAAGCGGUUUCCAAUUAAUAAA
Messenger RNA from Anopheles cruzii, 3156 nucleotides. RefSeq names its product papilin-like. The coding region runs from base 576 to 2711 and encodes 711 amino acids. The transcript is spliced from 7 exons. NCBI's taxonomy places the organism in Eukaryota, Metazoa, Arthropoda, Insecta, Diptera, Culicidae. The record is from RefSeq and is a predicted model, not a curated record.